CCCCCACUAAUUUCAGACUACUUCCCGGCGAAGUAGUGUGGUCCUCGCAAUAAAAGACGCUGACGCACAGCUGAUCGCCAAACGCCCGAAGGAAUCAUCGACGUCGCAGUUCAUUUCUUCUCUCUCCGGUUUCACUUCUGAUUCAUUAAGAGAUCGCAAGCGCUCCAGUCUCGCCCGACCAACGAUUUUCCUGUUUUAGGAAGUGGAAUGAAUCGUACUUUCACAUCAGCAACGGAGGCCACCGCAGAGUCGGCUGUGGCCGUGGACGUGGUGGGAUACAGAUUUCAUCCUCGCGAUGAUGAACUCGUGAAUCACUAUUUACGUCGCAAGUUACUCAACCUGAGUACUGGUCGUGUUUCCAUACCUGAGAUCAAAGUCUAUUCUUUUGAUCCUUGGGAUUUACUCGGUUUGGUGGACAAUAAGCUUGACGAGUGGAUUUUUUAUUGUUAUUGUCCGCGUGAUUACAAAUAUGUCAACAGCAAAAGAUCCAAUAGAACCACAAAAAGUGGUCAUUGGAAACCUACAGGCAAGAUCCGUGAAGUAAAAAUUAAGAGAACCAAGAAAAAAAUUGGUAUUAAGAAGACUUUGGUUUUCUAUAAAAAGGGGAAAGGUUAUCCGAGAGGAAUCAUCACAGAGUAUGUAAUGCACGAAUACGAGUACAUAGCGGAUCCAAACUCACCACAUAAGGUAAAUUGACAUUUCUUUGGUAGUUUCACAGAUCAUAUCUUAAUAUCCAUGGUUGAUGCUGAACUUAUCACUUUUGUGGUCAUAUAAAUCCAUGAAAUGCAGCUGAUGGUGUAUUGUUGUUUUUCUAAUUAAACUUGAGAUGGUGUAUAGCUGUUUUGUUACUUCCAUUUGAACUACGGUUCAUGCUCCAAAUGAUGCAUCACUAUUGUGGUUAUAUACAUGCAUGAAAUACAGCUGAUGGUGUGUUAUUGUUUUGCUAAUUAACCUUGAGAUGGUGUAUGUCAUUUGAUUCCUCAGUUUGUCAUUUGAUUCCUCAGUUUGUUAUACCAUUUGACAUGACAUGACAUUUUACAAAUGUACAUCUAACACUUAAUUGCAUUAGUUAAGGUUGGUAAUUAUGUAUCAUUUGCAGGAAAAUUUCACCCUUUGCAAAUUGAAGAGGAAGAGAGAUAAAAGAAUCAAUAAAGAUCAUGACAAACUAGACAGUAUUGUGACUAUGGAUUCUAGUCUUGAUCAAUGUCACCCUAUUUCUGAUGUUGAAAAAACGAGCCCUAGUUACCGGGGGCCUAAUGCUUUUGACUGUGAAAAUCAAAGACCGCCUUUAUUGGGAAGUAAUGGGUGUUCGAACCAACAACAGACUACUUGUGAUAGUAGUGAGGCAAGCCACCUGGUGGUUUCUGAUUUUGGAAAUCAAAUGUCACCUUUGGAAAAAGGUGAUGGUGGUGAUACUGUUGAGCAAGGUUCGUGCGAGUACAGUGAAGCCAAUUGUAUGCGGGUUUCUGAUUUCUUAAUCCCCAUCACACCUCUACAGACAAGUUAUCAAGUUGGUUGUGAACAUGGUGAGGCAAAUUGCCUAAUGGCUUCUGAUUCAGGCAGUCAUGUAUCACCACUUAAAGACGACGGAUGCUCGACUUUGCUGACACCAUCUAGUUUGGAAAGUCAUUCAGUUUUCGAGAAUGAUAAACUGGGUCAUUUGAUGGAUUCUGUUAGUGGAAUCAGCCCGUGGCAGACCCCGCAAGCAGAACAACCAACUCCUUUGGAAAGGGAACUUUACAGUUCAAGAGCACCAAGUCCUGAAGUAGAGAACCAGAAGCUUUCUGAGAACCCCUUCCUUACUGCAACUGAGUGGGGUGACUGCUUCCAUUCUGCAUUUCCAGAGAUAAACCCAGAAUUGGUUGAUCUAAUGUUGACCUACCCGCCAGAAAGCAUAUUCUGACUCGUCCCUUCUGCCAGCCAGUCUGGAACUUGGAGAGUGAUAUCUCUAUGAUGGCCGCCAUCUAUAUAUAUGUUGAGUAUUGUUCAAAACAAAGUAUAUUCUACUACCUAUUUCAGGAAUCUUGAUAUGUGCUGAUUUCACAUAAUGUGAACUAGGCUGUUCAUUUAGGCACUUUGUAUAUUCAUAUUUCUAUUUGGUUAAAUGUACUAAUGAUAAAUGUGUAAGUAAGCUAUGUAAUGUACAGCUUUGCUUGUUUGUUACUGAGCAGUUUCCAGGAGCACAUAUUCUUAUGAAUCACACUGGUUUGAAUCAAUGUGAUUCAACAACGUGCGAGAGGAGGGAGGCAUUCAUGUUCUUCUUCUUAAAUUCCAGUUUAUCAGAGUGCUGACUUCCAUUUCAGAUACAAAUUGCUUAUUGAUGAACAUAUUUUGGUUGUUUUAUGGUUAUACAUCUAAUUAGUAGUUACCCUCCCCACAAUGCCUGCUGCCUGCCUUGCCUAGUCUUCUUCUAAUGUGCUGCUAUUGAGGCAGAAAAGUACAGACGAUGAUUAAGGAAGAGGAGC
This is a messenger RNA of Linum tenue, 2465 nucleotides long. The record is from the annotation of a GenBank genome assembly. Lineage: Eukaryota; Viridiplantae; Streptophyta; Magnoliopsida; Malpighiales; Linaceae.